Pogona vitticeps (central bearded dragon) is the source of this 1924-nucleotide messenger RNA. RefSeq names its product neuralized E3 ubiquitin protein ligase 3 (gene NEURL3). The record is from RefSeq and is a predicted model, not a curated record. Gene Ontology annotation, cellular component: early endosome. Gene Ontology annotation, biological process: ubiquitin-dependent endocytosis. Lineage: Eukaryota; Metazoa; Chordata; Lepidosauria; Squamata; Agamidae. Gene Ontology annotation, molecular function: ubiquitin protein ligase activity.
GUGACCAGUAAAAGGAAAAGAAAAACCAGCCGCACACUCUGUUGAUUAAUUUUUAACUCAGGAGGGAGCAGCCGUGGACAGGGUAUAAAAAGAGUUUCCUUCCUCGUGGCCUGGCAACGGAGCGCUGGCCCGCUCACCCUUUCCUGCCGGAGAAGCGGAUCUUCUUUGGUGUGUCAUGGGUGCCUGCCUCACCCCUCCAGAUGGUUGUUUCCAACACCUGGUGACCCUUGUGGACGGCUGACCACCAAGAAGUCCUGUCAUUGACCGCCCAGCUCACCUGAACCUCAGGCUCACGUUCUGCAAACUCAAGACGGUGGCUUCCUUAAUCAAGUCAAUCCACUUCUCCGUCGAUUCGAUGGGCCUACUUUAGUUCCGACGUACUGGAUUUCAGACAUUGUAUAUCCUACAUCAUUUCUCAUCAUGUCACAUUAUAAGUCUUUCCCCUUUCCAACAGGUCCAGAUGCCUCUAGCCAGUCAUCCUCCCUUCCCCUCUUCUUCCACCCUUACACCAAAGGAUCCCAGAUCGUUAUGGACGAAUCUCACUGCAUCGCCCACCGAGCCGCCACCUUCCAUGAUGGCAUCGUCUUCUCCAGCCGGCCCAUUGGACUUUACGAGAAGGUGACGCUCAAGAUCUUGAAAGAGGAGACCAAGUGGCAUGGGGGCUUAAGGGUGGGCUUCACCUGGCAAGACCCCUCCCUCUUGGAGCCCAGCGAGUUGCCUCCGUUUGCCUGCCCAAACCUGGUACAGCAAGGAAAGACGCGAGCCUGUGUCUUACCGGAGGAAUACGGCGCAGAAGGCACAGUGGUCAGCUUCUGGGUGGACAGCCAAGGGUGCGUCUUCUGUAGCGUCGACGAAGAGGCCGGGCCAUCCGUGCUCUUAGCUGGGGUCUCCGUCAGCUCUCCUCUCUGGGCCCUGGUAGAUGUUUACGGCAGGGCCAAAGCGGUUCAGCUUUUGGAUCCCUCAAGCCUCUCCACUAACGCUGAUGUCUGCAGCCUGCUGCUUCCGAUUCCAGACGAACAGACCGAGUCCACCUGCCAGAGCUUCCAUCGCCUUCCCGACAGGCAUCCAGGGGACGAAUGCGCUGUCUGUUUUGGGUACAAGGCCAACACGAUGAUGCUCCCGUGCUCUCAUGCCAACUUCUGCUCCUGCUGCUCCUUGAAGAUCCUCAAAACCAGUGGCCGGUGCCCGUUGUGUCGGCAGAAGGUGAAAAAAAUCCUCCCCGUCUCUGUUUCGGCCAAAGGAGAGAGCCCAGAAGGCUGAACAGAAAGUGCGAGGAAUAUGCAGCCCCCUGCGCGAGAAAGCAAGGUCGCCCCAUAAUCUGGAAGUAUUUCACCUUCCAGGAGAACAGAGACGACCAAAAAGAAAAGAGGAAGAGGGUGAAGUUGGUUUUAGGGAAACGUGAGCAUUAAAGGGGUCUCCCUGUGGUGAGAUGAAGCGAGGCGGUUCGGAGGCAUCUUUUAAGUGUACAUCAUAGAAAAUCAGCACUCAAGGUGAGAGACGGGGAGCAUCUACAUUGACUCUCUCCUCCAUAAAAAAGACACUUUUUUUCAAAACAAAGCAUCAUGGAGCUGGAAGAAGCCAAAGCAGAACAUAAAUCAGCAGUCCAACUUCGGAUAACGCUGGGCAGUACUCAUCUGUCGUAAGGAGGAACUCUUUUAAGAAAAAAGAGGAAGACAGUAAAGGCUAACCUUCUUUUUUAAAACAAACAAACAAAACCCUAUUUCCUGCCUUGCUUGCUGUUGAUCUUUUCCACCAGGGCAAAUUGACAGAGUGAAGAAUAUUGUUCUGGUACUUACUGUUUUAUUGAUUUUAUACUGGAGCUGUAUUGGGUUUGCCUGCAACACUUCAUUCUUUAAAUAGUUUUAAAUUCCAUGUGUAGUCAUACAAUUUCUUACAAAGAUGUUGUUUCGAAUUUUUUAAUAAA